AUGGUAGCUCACAAGGCUGCAGCUGCAAAGCAGGCCGCAGCAAUCAAGGCAGCCGAAGCGAAGAGGAAUGCUGCAAAGAAGGCAGCUGAGAGAGCAGCCGAAGUGAAGAAGAUUGCCGCAGAGAAGGCAGCGGAGAAGGCAGCCGAAGCGAAAAGGAUUGCGGCGCAGGCGCAGAAGGAACCGGAGAAGGUCCAAAACCAAGGCGCCCUCCCGAGCAAGAGUGGCAAGAGCCCAGGAACGGUCAGAUACAUCGAUUCUGGCCCUGCUGCCGGCUGGCACGUGAAAGGCCGGGCGUAUCCAACUGCCAUCACCAUGUGGGUGUUGCCUCCGAAUGGUUCAGUGUGGCUCUCGCGGGUCCAAGCCCUGAAGGAGCUGGAGGGGUCAGAUCCGACAAUCAUCAAAGCCAUCGACAGAGUCAGGUGGCAGGUGCAGCAGGAGCUGAAGGGCCGCCCAGUCCCAGUCGCUGAGCCCGCCGCAGAGGGUGGCACCAGAAAGAAGCUGCGCCUGAGCUGGAGCGAGGAGAGCCACCGCAGCCGCUCUUCCUCCAGUUCCUCGGUACGUGUGCUGAGCUGA
Symbiodinium sp. CCMP2456 is the source of this 573-nucleotide messenger RNA. The record is from the annotation of a GenBank genome assembly. NCBI's taxonomy places the organism in Eukaryota, Dinophyceae, Suessiales, Symbiodiniaceae.